This is a messenger RNA of Aspergillus puulaauensis, 1035 nucleotides long. RefSeq lists its product as uncharacterized. Bases 1 to 1035 code for a protein of 344 amino acids. The record is from RefSeq and is a predicted model, not a curated record. The transcript has 2 exons. Lineage: Eukaryota; Fungi; Ascomycota; Eurotiomycetes; Eurotiales; Aspergillaceae.
AUGACUUCUCUCCCCGUUGUCCUGUUCCACUAUCCAGGCUCGCCGUUCGCGGCCCGAGUCCUGUACUAUCUGGCCCUGCGCGGCAUCCCCUAUGAUGAAUGCAUCCAACCCAACAUCCUCCCCCGUCCAGACCUCGCCCGCCUCGGCAUCCGCUACCGCCGCAUCCCCCUGCUCGCAAUCGGGCGCGACGUCUACCUCGACACGCCCCUGAUCCUCGACCGUCUCGAACGCUUCACCCCAUCGUCCACCACCACGAAACCCUUCAAAACAACCACAUCCCCCUCCCAACGCACCCUCACCCACCUCCUCGCCUCCUACACCCUCGACACCCCUCUCUUCAAAAACAUCGUCUGCGUCCUCCUCCCCUCAACCCCCCUAAUCACAAACGAGGCAUUCCUCAAAGACCGCGCCGAGAUGGUCGGCGGGCCUCCCGGGUUUAAUUUCGCAGAACACUUUAUCCUCCCUGCGCGCAAUGACGCGAUUGUCGAAGUGGUGAAGACGCUGGAGUUCUUGGAAUCCACCCUCCUGGCUGAUGGGCGACAGUGGGUGGCGGAAACGGAGACCCCAGGACUGGCGGAUAUUGAGCUGGUUUGGCCGCUGCAUUGGCUGUUUAAGACACCGGGUGCUGUUCCGGUGGAAUACAUUACUGCGGACAAGUUCCCGAAGGUCUUUAGCUGGGUUGAGAGGUUUGAGAGGGCUGUUGCGGAGGCCGAGAAGGGGGUGCGGAGGCCUGAGACGGUUUCUGGGGAGAAGGUUGCUGCGUGGAUAGACAAGGCUGGUGUUGAGGAUGAAGAUGAGGCGCGCGUGGAUUUGGGGGAUCCGGUUGUCAAGGAGAGGGGGCUUUAUCAGGGUCAGGAGGUGUUGCUGUGGCCGGCUGAUACUGGGGCGAACCAUAAGACGAGGGGGAAGCUUGUUGGGUUUACCAGUAGGGAGAUUACGCUGGAUACGACGGAGGGCGAGGUGUCGGUCAGAGUGCAUGCUCCUAGACAUGGAUUUAGGGUUGCUGCUGUUCCUGAGAAGGCGAAUCUGAGUUAG